Messenger RNA from Fragaria vesca subsp. vesca, 1430 nucleotides. Its product is annotated as rhodanese-like domain-containing protein 7-like. The record is from RefSeq and is a predicted model, not a curated record. Lineage: Eukaryota; Viridiplantae; Streptophyta; Magnoliopsida; Rosales; Rosaceae. Bases 1 to 1224 code for a protein of 407 amino acids. The transcript has 5 exons.
AUGACACUUUCGAGAUGCUUAUCCGGGUCAACCGACCCGGUUCCCAUUUCGAACUUACCCGAAUCCGAUUCCGAUUCGAAUGUUCUGGUGGUGGUCUCCUUCUACAAGUUCGCUGAUUUUCCUGACUCUGCUCGUUUGCGGCAACCCUUGAAGCAGCUCUGCGAGGAAUUGCGCGUUUCAGGCGGGAUCAUACUUGCGCCUGAAGGGAUCAAUGGCAGCAUAUGCGGGAGCAGAGAGUCGGUGGAGAAUGUUCUUGAGUUCAUUCAGAGUGAUGAUCGUCUCAGGGGGCUAAGAAGAUUGGAGUCGCCUGUGAGUCCGGAGGAUGAAGCUAUUCAUCAUGGACACAGUAGCAGUUCUCCUCUGGCAGCAGGGGAAGAUGCGCCCUUCCGAUGGGAUCAUGUGAGGGUCAAGUUGAAGAAGGAGAUUGUUACUCUUGGCAUGCCUGCUGUAUCACCUACUGAAAAGGUUGGGAAGUAUGUGAGUCCAAGUGAAUGGAAUGAACUGAUUAGUGAUCCAGAUACAGUCGUAAUUGAUGUGCGUAAUAACUAUGAAACUAGAAUUGGGAAGUUCAAGGGAGCAGUUGAUCCAUGUACAAAAGCAUUCCGGGAGUUCCCAUCUUGGGUAGAGGACCAGUUCCAACCUUCUGAACCUGAAAAUGGGCAUACAGAAGCAAAUGCCAACAGUUCGGAUGGAAGCACCAAAAAUCAACCAGAGAUUUCAAAACCAAAAACACCACCGCGAGUUGCCAUGUACUGUACCGGGGGAAUUAGAUGUGAGAAAGCUUCUAGUUAUCUUCUCAGCAAAGGUUUCGAAGAGGUUUAUCAUCUAGAAGGCGGGAUUCUGAAGUAUCUUGAAGAAGUUCCGGAGAAAGAGAGCCUGUGGAAGGGAGAGUGUUUUGUCUUUGACAAGCGAGUCUCCGUCGAGCAUGGUUUAGUACAAGGAAAUCACAAGUUAUGCUAUGGGUGCAAGCAGCCCGUCAGUGAUGCUGAUAUGGAGUCUCCUCAGUGGGAGUACGGGGUUUCUUGUCCCUAUUGCUACUCGUCAAAAUCUCUCGAAGAGAAGGAAAGGGCAAGAGCUCGACAAAGGCAAUUUGAGACAUGGGGCAUCAUCGGCGGUCCAGACAAGGGUCGUAAGCCAGAUACUAUUAAACAGAACCAAACUACUCAAAGUGUCGAAUUCAAUUUAGAUGAAGACUUGCAAAAGGAAUCUCGUGUCAAGUUUUGACCUAUCAAUUUCAUCAGUUGCGGACGUUUGCAUGUGUUUUCGACCAGGAAUUUUUCCAGCAAAACUUUAUGACAAGUCAAGAUUUCGAGAACUUAUGUUAUGGUUCCACUUAUCUGCCCGCAUUUGAUUCUAAACUAUGCUCAAGUUGAUACAAUUAACACCAAUAGGCACUGUCGUCUUUCAACAACACCAUCACUUCACUUCCA